AUGCAGUGGCAUUACUUUCUUUCAUUUUUUCUCUGCCUCGGCGUGUAUGGCUUUCCAUCAUACCUCGAGGGUCCUGUCGGAAAGGUUGUUUCUGCAAGACUUUCAGGUAAAGUGGAAGAAGCAGUUCGAAGCCAUGAUAAGAGACUUUCGCUUGAUCUCGCCAGCAAGCCUAUCAAAGUAACUGGCGAGCACAAAUUCAUCCCACCGAACUUUGAGAAGGGUGACCAGCGAGGUCCUUGUCCUGGUCUCAAUGCGCUGGCGAACCAUGGAUAUAUCAGUCGCAAGGGAGUUACAAGCCUCGUCGAGGUAGCGGGUGCUAUCAACCAGGUUUACGGAAUGGGAGUGGACUUGGCAACUAUCUUGGCAACCAUGGGCACUGUUUUUGUCGGAAACCCUCUAUCUCUCAACCCAGGCUUCUCCAUCGGCAGCACCGCCAGUGGCGCACAGAAUAUUCUUGGUAACCUCAUCGGACUGUUGGGAACACCGCGAGGUCUGAACGGAUCACACAACAUCAUCGAAGGUGAUUCAUCCAACACACGGGAUGACUUGUAUGUCACUGGAGAUGCGUCUACCAUGGACAUGGACCUGUUUCAGUCGCUCUACGAUAUGGCUUCCGAUGAGGGUACUUAUGACUUUGACGCUAUUGCCAAACGAGCCAAGAUCCGAUUCCAUGAGACAGUUGCUACUAAUCCUAACUUUUACUAUGGACCCUUCACGGGUAUGAUUGCGCGAAAUGCGGGAUACUUCUUUGCUUGUCGGUUGCUUUCGAACCACACUGUUGGAAGCACUGAGGAUAUCAUGGACCGAGAAACCCUGAAGAGCUUCUUCGCUGUUCAUGAGAAAGACGGAAAGCUUGUCUACAAGCGCGGCUGGGAGAGAAUCCCAGAGAAUUGGUAUCGUAGAUCAGUUGACUAUGGUCUCAUUAGUCUCAACUUGGAUCUUCUUGCCUUAAUCGCGAAGUACCCUGAGCUCGGAAGCAUCGGAGGCAACAUGGGAGAGGUCAACAGCUACGCAGGCGUCGACGUAACAAACAUCACCGGCGGAGUGCUCAACCUCACCAAGCUUCUCGAGGGCAACAACCUGCUUUGCUUUAUCUUCGAGAUCGUCAAGACCGUUGCGCCAAACUCUCUUUCAACUAUCUUCUCUAUCAUCGCAGCUCCUCUCGAACUCAUCACCGACGCUAUCGGAUCUACUCUCUUGAAUCUAGCUUGCCCAGCCUUUAAGGACCUGACUGUUGGUGGACAGGACUUCGAGGAUGGAAUCAAGGACAAGUUCCCUGGUGCCAGCCUGGGCUCUUCUGUUAUCUAA
This is a messenger RNA of Fusarium redolens, 1308 nucleotides long. RefSeq names its product Chloroperoxidase. The transcript is spliced from 3 exons. Bases 1 to 1308 code for a protein of 435 amino acids. NCBI's taxonomy places the organism in Eukaryota, Fungi, Ascomycota, Sordariomycetes, Hypocreales, Nectriaceae. Gene Ontology annotation, molecular function: peroxidase activity. The record is from RefSeq and is a predicted model, not a curated record.